AUGCGCAUGCUGUCCAGACACGAUCUAAAAGUUUUGGAGCCAGAUCUGGUGGCCUCCGCUGCCAUCCUCUCACCGGGGACCGGAGUCAUCUGCGCGCACUCCGUAGUGUCGGCGCUCCUGGCCGAGGCUGAGGCAAGUGGCGCAGACUUCAGUUUCGGAAGCGACGUGGAAGAUGUGAGUUGGGAUGGCAAUGUCUUCACUUUGACUUUCUCGGACGGCUUCAAGGUCACUUGUGACAAGCUGAUCAAUGCGGCGGGGCUUCACGCAGGUCAGCUCGCGGAGACUUUUGUAGAACCUCGGCUGCUGCCGAAGUUCCGUUUCUGCAAGGGCAACUACUUCAGACCGACGGUGCCGGUGCCGUUCCAGAGGCUCAUCUAUCCCCUCCCCCCGCCGUCUGGUGCCGGGCUGGGAACCCACUUGACCCUGGAUGUGGAGGGCGGAGGAGCUAAGUUCGGCCCAGACACGGAGUGGCUGCCGGACGAUUAUACUCCAGUCAAGGAUAUGGACGGCUCCGGGGUUUACCGCGUCGACGCCUCCCGUGCUGCAUCCUUCGAGGAGUCCAUCCAGUGCUGGUGGCCGAGCCUUCCCUCCGGAAGCCUUGCGCCCGACUACUCGGGGCUCCGUGUCAAGGUCCCCAGCGGGGACUUCGAGAUCACCAGCCACGGGAUGGAGGGAUACUGUGGGCUCUACGGAAUCGAAUCGCCGGGGUUGACAAGCUCUCUGAUGAUUGCAGACCAAGUGCUGAGGGCGCAGGAGGAUGAGUUGGAGCGGCCACCACCAGGUACCCGCUGCUUCAGCGAUGGCUUGCGGACACUUCUUCAGGGCGAGGCUUCAGAGUCCCUUCUGGAGGCACUAAAGCAGCGCCGCGAGGAGGUGCGGAAGGAUGUUGAUGCCGCUGCCGUCCGCUGGGGGCAGGCCGCCGACGCUCGCCUGAGGAGUGCCUGCGCGGAGCCAGUUCCGAGUUUCCCCGGGCGCCUAUCCUCAGCGGCUGCCCUGCUGGAGGAGCAUCGGGCCGCAACAGGAGGCGCCCUAAAAGGCGUCUUCGACCGGCUGCAGGGCUUUCAACGGCUCUUGGCACGUCGACGAUGCCUUGAAGACAUAGUCUCCAUGGUGAAGAAGACAGAUGCAGUGCGGGAGGCGCUGUUUGCCUGCCGCCCGGCGGAGGAACUGCCGGUCGCCGAGAUGGCAGAGGUGGUGACGUUGUGCUCGCGGCUGCCGGCGAGGAGCAGGGCCGUCGGAGUGAAGCGUGCGCGCUUCCUGACGGAGCCCUUGCGCUGCGCUCUCUCCCAGGCGCUCCUGUCCACGCUGCGCGAGACAGGUACUUGGCCGAAGGAGCUCGCCAACACCCCUAAAGCCCAGGAGCCGGGAGCAUCUGUGCAUCAAGGCGCGGACACCAGGGAGAAGGCUUUGCGGCUCUGUCGCCGCCUUGCUCAGCUCCAGGAAUCCGCGAAGAAUCUUCGGCAGCUGGAAGGCUCCGAGCUAUCACCGCAAGAGGACAGUGGGUCCUGGCCGUGCCAAGCGCUGGCGACCCCUUUGGUGGCCCGCUUCCGACACCACUUCUGCCGGCCGGACAGUGAGCUUUGUCGCACUGACAAGCCUGAGUGGGCUUUUCGGUACUUGGUUGAGAUGGCCAGCGACCACGCAACCGAGCUCGAGGGGUGGCUGGCGCAGCUCUGCGCGGAAGAUUGUCGGCCGAUGGUUCCAGGUCUCGUGGCGGCGCUCGCCACAGAGGGCCGACGCUUCGUGGCCGGGAGGCUUCGGGCCCUGGCCGAGGACGAGGAGGCGAAGCCUUGGUUGCUGCAGACUCUCCACCAGCUCGUUCGGUUUCACAGCGCUCUGCUGGGCCUCGGCGGCACAACAGCCGCCCAAGCGCUGAUGGCAGACUUCGAUGGUAACGUGCUCCUGGCACCAGGCGAGCCAUCAGAGGAGCCGGGCGACUCCCCUUCGGAGCCUGUGCAACGUGGUCUCUUAGCGGCUCGCCUUGCCGGGGCCUUGCGCCGAGAAGAGGGCGCCGAGGCUUCGAGGCCUCCCAGAGGCUUCUUGGACAUUUGGGCCGACGUGGAUGCAGAGUUUGUGCGGUCGAAGCUUUCGGCUUCCCUGGCAGAGUCCGGCGAUGCUUGGCGGGUGAAGCCACUGCGUCAAUCACGAGCGGACGGCGGAGAAGGCGCGGGCAGGGCCCGCGGCGAUCAAUCGGAGGUCUUUGCUUUGGCCACCCUUUUGGCCGACCUCUUCGAGAGGGCAGCCGAGCGUGCGAGCUGCCUAACAGCGGAGACGGCGCGGCACGAGUAUUGUUCUUCUGUGCUGCAGCCGGGGCUACACCAGGUGGUGUCGGCCCUAAGCAAGUGCUGGAACGACUUGGACGACCCCUUGCAAGAGGCGAAGGAGGCCGCGCGGCUGCUGGAGACGCUGCAGGAAAUUUGCGUCUUCCUCGACGGCUUCGCCGAGGCAAAGCACAUCUCGGCGGCAGCUGAUGAGGUCCAAGCGCUGCGCUUAACCAUUCUGGACAAGCUGGCGGGGUGCUUCGAGGAGAAGGUGCAGUCCUCCUGGCGGAAACUUCGCGCAGAGCCGAGUGUGUUCUCGUACCUGCUGGCCAGGCCUCUCUCUUCCUUCGCGAGCGCUUUGCGGGAAGUCAACUUUGCAGCACUCAGCCGGUCUCUUGUGACGAAAGUGGCGAACCUGUUGCUGUCACAGCUGCUGCGUCAGGGGCCCUUCUCCAACGAGGUCGAACUCGAGCUUUUCACGGCAAACUGCCGCGAGGACUUGCAGAGCUUGCUCGCGUCACAGCUGGAAUCCGGUGACCUCCGGCCGCUAGAGGAGCUGUGGGAUUGUUGUCAGCUCCUGGUCCUUCCACUGCCCUUGGCUCGGGAUACGCUUGAGGUCCUGCAGCGGGUCCUGCGCCUGUCGCCCUCUUUCUUCAGGUCUGCGGAGAAGGUCGAAUCUGUGCAGGUGCUGCAGGCAAAGCUGGCUGCAGCAUAUGAAGCGGCAUCAGUCCAGGAUCUCUCGCCGGAGGUUGCCGUGAGCAUGCUGCGCAAGAGGCCUGACAUGGCAAACUCUGGGCUGUUCGAGCAGGAGAUCGCAGUGCUGCAGGACUUGCUGGGUCCGAGUGCUGCACAAGCUCGUUUUCAAGAUCUGGCGGGUGGUGCUGGAAG
Messenger RNA from Symbiodinium sp. CCMP2456, 3149 nucleotides. The record is from the annotation of a GenBank genome assembly. NCBI's taxonomy places the organism in Eukaryota, Dinophyceae, Suessiales, Symbiodiniaceae.